Messenger RNA from Chinchilla lanigera (long-tailed chinchilla), 1633 nucleotides. It is a transcript of the gene Taf6l, whose product is annotated as TAF6-like RNA polymerase II, p300/CBP-associated factor (PCAF)-associated factor, 65kDa. The record is from RefSeq and is a predicted model, not a curated record. Gene Ontology annotation, molecular function: RNA polymerase II general transcription initiation factor activity; protein heterodimerization activity; transcription coactivator activity. Lineage: Eukaryota; Metazoa; Chordata; Mammalia; Rodentia; Chinchillidae. Gene Ontology annotation, biological process: RNA polymerase II preinitiation complex assembly; transcription initiation at RNA polymerase II promoter. Gene Ontology annotation, cellular component: transcription factor TFIID complex; SAGA complex; SLIK (SAGA-like) complex.
CCCUGCCAGGGCCAUGUCAGAGCGCGAGGAGCGGCGGUUUGUGGAGAUCCCGCGGGAGUCGGUGCGGCUCAUGGCUGAGAGCACAGGCUUGGAGCUGAGCGAUGAGGUGGCAGCGCUGCUGGCUGAGGAUGUGUGCUACAGGCUCCGAGAGGCCACUCAGAACAGCUCUCAGUUCAUGAAGCACACCAAGCGGCGGAAGCUGACUGUGGAGGACUUCAACAGGGCCCUGCGCUGGAGCAGUGUGGAGGCCGUGUGUGGCUAUGGGUCCCAGGAGGCCCUGCCCCUGCGCUGCACCAGGGAGGGUGAGCUCUACUUCCCUGAGGACCGAGAGGUGAACCUGGUGGAGCUGGCCCUAGCCACCAACAUCCCUAAGGGCUGCGCGGAGACGGCUGUCAGAGUUCAUGUCUCCUAUCUGGAUGGUAAAGGGAACCUGGCACCCCAAGGCUCAGUGCCCAGUGCAGUGUCUUCGCUGACUGAUGACCUGCUCAAGUACUAUCAGCAGGUGACGCGGGCUGUGCUUGGGGAUGACCCACAGCUGAUGAAGGUUGCUCUCCAGGACCUGCAGACAAACUCCAAGAUCGCAGCUCUGCUGCCUUACUUUGUGUAUGUGGUCAGUGGGGUGAAAUCUGUGAGCCAUGACCUCGAGCAGCUGCACCGGCUGCUGCAGGUGGCCCGGAGCCUGGUUCGAAACCCACACCUCUGCCUUGGGCCUUACGUGCGCUCCUUGGUGGGCAGUGUCCUCUACUGCGUCCUGGAGCCCCUGGCUGCCUCUAUCAACCCCCUGAAUGACCACUGGACCCUGCGGGAUGGGGCCGCACUCCUCCUCAGCCACAUCUUCUGGACUCAUGGAGACCUGGUCAGUGGCCUCUACCAGCAGAUCCUGCUGUCCCUGCAGAAGGUGCUGGCGGACCCCGUGCGGCCUCUUUGCUCUCACUACGGCGCUGUGGUGGGACUCCAUGCUCUUGGCUGGAAGGCCGUGGAGCUCGUCCUGUACCCGCACCUGUCCACCUACUGGACCAACCUGCAGGCCGUGCUGGACGACUACUCCGUGUCCAACGCGCAGGUCAAGGCCGAUGGGCACAAGGUGUACGGCGCCGUGCUGCGCCUCUUCCAGACCGCCUUCCCCGCGCCGCGCGGGCCCAGCCCUGCGUCGCGCUACGUGCAGAAGCUGCCCAUGAUCGGCCGCACCAGCCGCCCCGCGCGCCGCUGGGCCCUCUCGGACUACUCGCUGUACCUGCCGCUCUGAGGCGGGGCCGUCUCCGCGGCCGGAAGGGACGUGCCGUGCCCGCUGCGCUCCGGAAGUGACGCCAGGCCGCGCCGGAAGUGCGAGCGUUCUCCCCGGCGCUGGUUUCUGGUGCUUGGGCGCCAUGGCGCUGCGGUGUUUGCAACGUGUAGAGCUCCUGCUACUAGCUGCGGCCUUUCUGUGCGGGGCCGUGGCGGCGGCGGCGCUCACCUGGACCCAGGUUUGACGUCCCCAGAAUGCCCUUUCCUCAGCCUUGCAGCCUCAGAACCAGGAACUAAAAGUGCACUGCCUUAGCUGAGUAUGGAUCUGGCUUAGAUGACCGCCUAACACUUGCCAGGAACCCGCAUCCCUAGGCAGUAACCUGAAACUGAAGACUCAGCGGCUUCUCUC